Molecule: messenger RNA, 1851 nt
Organism: Apis florea (little honeybee)
Lineage: Eukaryota; Metazoa; Arthropoda; Insecta; Hymenoptera; Apidae
Product: protein phosphatase 1B
Biological process (GO): protein dephosphorylation
Molecular function (GO): protein serine/threonine phosphatase activity; manganese ion binding; magnesium ion binding
Source: RefSeq, a predicted model, not a curated record
UCGUAGGCUUUUGAUUGGCGGAUUAUGACGCCACAAAGCAUACUAUUAAUAACUGACGCAUGCGCAGAAAAUUACCUAGUGUAUAUCCGUCAUUCAUGCAAGUCGAUUUCGUUGGUUCUGUGUGUUGAGCCUAGCAAAAGAACAUGGUGAUAGUGAUAUGAAACAAGUCUAUUAGCAAUACCACGCUCUACACAUAUAUACUUUCGCGAAAUAACGAUGAUAUUUGGUCACGAUCUUCCUACGUAAAACUUUAAAAAGUGUCAUUUGAAUGAUCAGUUAAAAGAUGCUGAUCAAAUAAUAUCCAAAAAGAAAAACAAAUUGAUUGAGCUGAUAUAGCAAUUACUAAAUAAAUACUAUGGGGGCACUUUUGGAUACUCCAAAAACAGAAAAAUACAAUGAACAUGGUUCUGGCAAUGGACUACAUUAUGGUGUUGCCAGUAUGCAAGGAUGGAGAAUGGAAAUGGAAGAUGCUCAUAGAGCAAUAACUGGUUUAAAAGGCGGUCUCUCAGAUUGGAGUUAUUUUGCAGUAUUUGAUGGUCAUGCUGGUGCAUUAGUAUCAGCUCAUAGUGCAGAACAUUUGUUAGAAUGUAUAAUGCAAACAGAAGAGUUUAAAGCAGAAGAUGUUACCAAAGGAAUACAUUCUGGCUUUCUUCGACUUGAUGAUGAAAUGAGAGAAUUACCAGAAAUGAGUUCUGGAACAGAAAAAUCUGGUUCUACAGCAGUUUGUGCAUUUAUAUCUCCCAGAAACAUAUAUAUUGCUAACUGUGGCGAUUCUCGAGCUGUACUUUGUCGAGCAGGAGAUCCAGUUUUCUCAACAAGAGAUCACAAACCUGUCUUACCUGCUGAAAAAGAAAGAAUUCAAAAUGCUGGUGGUAGUGUAAUGAUUCAAAGAGUUAAUGGAGCUUUAGCUGUAUCUCGUGCAUUGGGAGAUUAUGAGUACAAAAAUUUGAAAGAUAGAGGCCCCUGUGAACAGUUAGUGUCUCCAGAACCAGAAAUAUUUGUUCGAGAUAGAGACGAUGAACAUGAUGAAUUUCUAGUUUUAGCAUGUGAUGGUAUUUGGGAUGUUAUGAACAACGAAGAUCUAUGUAAUUUUAUACAUUCAAGGCUGUUGCUUACAGAUGAUCUAGAAGCAGUUACGAACCAGGUCAUAGAUACCUGUCUGUAUAAGGGUAGCAGAGAUAACAUGAGUAUAGUUUUGGUAACAUUUCCUGCUGCUCCAAAACCAAGUCCAGAAGCACAGAAAAAAGAAGCAGAACUUGAAAUGGCCAUUGAAAGGAGAAUCAAAGAAAUAGUUGCUGAACAAAAGGACAAAAAUGAAUUUGAUUUUUUGCAACUGUUACAACUUCUUGUGGACCAAGAAUUUCCUAAUCUUCCGCCUGGUGGUGGUCUUUCAGCCAAACAACCUUUCAUUGAACAAGUGUUUCGAGAAGUAUGUCCCAGCCGAGCGGAUAGUAUUACAUUUCAACAAUACUCAAGUCCUUUCCUGCAGUCCAAGUUGAAUUCUCCGAUUACUGAUUUCAAUAAUAACUAAUUCUCAAGCCACUUAGUGUACACAAUAUGUAUACAAUUUUAUACAUGUGAUAUACAUUAAAACUGGUGAACCCAAAAAUCAUGAAAAUGAGAUACCAUCCAACAAGAACUACUGAGGAGUACUACAUGAAGAGAGACUGAGGAAUGGUGUUACAGGCAUAUUUAAUUUCUAAUUAAAUAAUUUUUGGAAAUUGCAUUGUAAUACUAAAUUCAGUUACAAAAUUUAUUGUACAAAGCAUUUUAAUUUUUAAGUAAAUAUAAAAAAAAUCUGAUCAAGUUCUCUAUAGCAAUAUAUCAUAGGUUUUUACUUUGAAUAUAUAA